AUGAAGGUGAAGGAAGAGGUUGAUUACGAAAUUCUUUACAAGAAGAUGGAGCGUGAGGUCGACCAACUCACGUCAGAGAUGGAGAGACAACAAAAGGUUAUAAGAAGUGAAAAAAUGCAGAUGGACAAAAGGUUGAAAGAAUCUGAGAGGUCAUUCCAUGAUUUAAGAAUGACCUCUAACAUGCAAAUUGAGGUCACUGAGCUUGAGAAAUUGCUCAACGAAAACAAGCAGCAACAGCUUGAGAACCUCUCAAAAACGAAAUUUCUUACCGAUACAACUAAAGAGCAUGAGAAGGAAAUGGGAGAAUUACUAAGGAAACUUGAGGAAGAAAGGUGA
Messenger RNA from Miscanthus lutarioriparius, 336 nucleotides. The record is from the annotation of a GenBank genome assembly. Lineage: Eukaryota; Viridiplantae; Streptophyta; Magnoliopsida; Poales; Poaceae.